AUGGGGAUGAAGGAGCGAACUCGUCGUGAUGAGCACCGGCACCAUGCCCGCCCCUGCCCAGCGUGCAGCCUCAUUGCUCGCUCCGACGAGCACCACCCGCCCGUGCUGCCCCCCCAGGUGGCCCUGCCCCUGCGCCUGGGUGGCCGGUGGGUCAGCCCCGGGUGCGAGGUGCGCCCCGCCGUGCUGUUCCUCACCAGGCUCUUCACCUUCUACGGGCACAACCGCUCCUGGGAAGGAUAUUACCACCACUUCUCAGACCCCGCCUGCCGCCAGCCCACCUUCACGGUCUAUGCAGCCGGCCGCUACACCAGGGGCACGCCCUCUAGCAAGGUCCUCGGCGGCACCGAACUGGUGUUUCAGGUCACGCAGGCCCGAGUGACUCCCAUGGACCAGGUCACCACGGCCAUGCUCAACUUCUCCGAACCCAGCAGCUGUGGGGGCCCGGGCGCCUGGUCCCUGGGAACCGAGCGGGACGUCACAGCCACCAAUGGGUGCCUGCCACUGGGCAUCAGGCUCCCCCACGUGGAGUACGAGCUUUUCAAGAUGGAGCUAGACCCCCUCGGGCAAAGCCUGCUCUUCAUUGGACAAAGGCCCACGGACGGGUCGAGUCCCGACACCCCGGAGAAGCGUCCCACAUCCUACCAAGCACCCCUGGUGCUCUGUGGCGGAGCGGCUGAGGGAGUCUCUGGGCCCCCGCUGCACAAGCCUCCGCGGAAGCCCCUCAGUGGUGGGGGGCCAUGUCCUCCAGCGGCCCCUCUCCCCGUGCUGCCCCUAGCUCUAGGGCUGGCCUUCCUCAAGCGGUUAUGA
Molecule: messenger RNA, 807 nt
Organism: Leptonychotes weddellii (Weddell seal)
Lineage: Eukaryota; Metazoa; Chordata; Mammalia; Carnivora; Phocidae
Source: RefSeq, a predicted model, not a curated record